Pseudoliparis swirei is the source of this 275-nucleotide messenger RNA. RefSeq names its product coiled-coil domain containing 157 (gene ccdc157). The record is from RefSeq and is a predicted model, not a curated record. The transcript has a single exon. Bases 24 to 275 code for a protein of 83 amino acids. NCBI's taxonomy places the organism in Eukaryota, Metazoa, Chordata, Actinopteri, Perciformes, Liparidae.
CAAUAUCAGCGACCUGGUCAGCCAUGAGUCAGCUGUUGGGUCGUCAGGACUGCAUCGACAGCCUCCGAAAAGACGUCGUCGACCUCCAAGGUGCGAUUCUGGACGUCUUUUCUCGAACUGGACCGGUCCGCUUUUCCUCAUGGAAGUUCCCUGAUAAACUUUCAUGUAAUCUGGACAUGGUGACUCUACUAGAGCAAUAUGACUUUCUGGAUAUGGAGGAUGCAUUCAAUCAACACUCCCACAUUGUGUUAUUGGAGCUAGUGAUUGACAGGUAA